GUCGGUACUAUCAGUCGCGGUUGGUCCAGGUUGGUCGCGGUCAGUCGCGGUACAGCUAGGUACAACGAAGGAAAGUGUGACGACUGAGGUUGUAGGAAAAACUUCGAAGAUUUUUCAAUUGACACGAUCCUCAAAGGUAGUUGUAAAAACAUGUCAAAAAAGCCAGGUACCACACAAGCAAUGCAUAAAGUUAUAAUGGUUGGAAGUGGAGGUGUUGGGAAAUCUGCUCUUACAUUACAAUUUAUGUAUGAUGAGUUUGUAGAGGACUAUGAACCAACGAAAGCAGAUUCCUACAGAAAAAAAGUUGUAUUAGAUGGAGAAGAAGUACAAAUAGAUAUCCUAGAUACUGCAGGACAGGAAGAUUAUGCAGCAAUUCGAGAUAAUUAUUUUCGAAGCGGAGAGGGAUUUCUCUGUGUGUUUUCUAUAACGGAAGACGACAGUUUUCAGGCUACUCAAGAAUUUAGAGAACAGAUUCUUAGGGUAAAAAACGAUGAGAACAUUCCAUUUCUAUUAGUGGGAAAUAAAAGUGAUUUACAAGAGAAAAGAAAAGUCAGUUUAGCCGAAGCUCAAGCCAGGUCGCAACAGUGGGGUGUACCAUACGUAGAAACAAGUGCGAAAACAAAGGAAAAUGUCGAUAAGGUCUUUUUCGACUUGAUGCGUGAAAUAAGGUCGCGCAAGAUUGAGGACAAGUCCGCGAGUAACGGUCGUGGAAAGGACCGUGCGAAGAGGAAGAAAAAGAAGUGCAUUAUUCUAUAGGUAUUCUUUGACUUAAUGCGUGCAAUAGCUGCACGUAAAGCACAGGAAAAUCAAGGGGACGGGAACGAACGUAAGAAGAAAAGAAAUUGUUGCAUUUUGCUCUAACAAACAAAACAAUGCGUAUAGCUUCUAUAACAGAACGUUCAGCUCCUAAUUGCAAAACCUGAGUAAGAGAAAAAAAAUGUAUUUAUAUACGUAUAUACAUAUAUGUUAUAUAUACAUAAAAGUUUUCUAACACUUUACAGUGAAAUGACACUAUACAAAUUAUAAAUAUUUACGUUUAAAACACAUACAGUUUACAAAUUCUUCAAUAAUUAUUGAGUUGAGGAUUUCAAAAUUUGUACCAUUUUUCAUACAAUUGCUAAUUGAUUCAUUUAUAUUGCACCGAUACAUACAAUCAUAAUUCACAUCUAUUGCUAAUGAUUCACAUCAUACUUUUUACUGUAAUAUAAAAUCUAUGAAAAUUUGUAAUAGAGCACAAAAAUACCUUACUUAUUAACGAAAUUAUUUUUUAAUUUUUCAUUUAUUCUUAGAGUGCUGAAAUAUAUACAGUUGUUUAAAAUAAUAAUUUAUGAAAGUGAAGAUUUGAAUUCUUUGAAGAAAUAUAUAUAUAUACAUAUGUGUGUGUGUGUAUAUAUAUAUUAUAUAUAAACUAUAUUAUAUAUAUACACGCAUACAUUAUGCACAAUGUUCCAUAAUCGCUAAAGACAGUUACUCAGAUGAUUAAAAAUAUUUAUUAUGAAAAUAUUGUAACUGACUCUAUUUGCAAAUAAAAUUACUAUAUCUUCACUGAUGCAUUUUGUACGUUUAUUUAUUUGUAACCUUGAAUAAUUUCAGCACUCUUGCAUUAGCUUGGCAUCUGUGAACAAGGUUUUAUCAAUUAAGUUCUGUUCAAAGUAUUUAUUUCUUAAUGCGUACAGUCACAACACUGUAAAGUAAUGAAGACGUGUGGUAAUUAAUUUACAAUUUGCUUAUACUUUGUGGAAUUGCAAUUUAUUAUACGCAAGUAUAUAUAAACCUAAAAGUGUUUGAUACUUUUACUGUAAAAUGGCUUUGUACCCUGGACAUGCAAGUAAUCAUUUUUUAGCUGUUUGUGUCUGUCAUCUUAAACCACAUUAAAAAGUUCGUUUGACCAUAAUUUUGGAACAAAGACAAAAGUUUUAACAUUUCUGUCGUAUUUGCAGUAAUUUUUGAAAGUUUAGAUUUUACAAUUACAUGUAUAUAUUUACAAUUACAUGUGGUAGUAAUGAAAGUUUGAAUAUUUAACAAACCUUACAUAUUUGCAUCCAGGUCUAGCACUGCCAUUAUUUUAAUUUCUAUGACUAAAUUACUUACAUGUAAUUUUUGUUAGAUGCGAUUUGAAGAGCCUGUUUAGUUUGAUUUAUGUUAAUUUGACCUCACAUCAAAAGAGUAUUAAAUGUAUAUGCAUUUGAAAGUUUAACUCGCUAUGUGAAGAUGAAUGUGUUUCUGAAACGAACCAAGAAUAUAGUUGUAUACAAAAUAUUCCGUUUAUGAAUUAAUGGACUUCGAUAGACUGAAACCAUGAUCAAUCGACUUAUCUGAAAAGACUUGAACCUCUAUGAGGUGCAUUUAUUUAUGGAAAAAUACAAUAAGAAAAUCUUAUAAUUAUAUUUGCAGUUUUACGACUAUAUAUGUAUAUGUAUUAUUAAAUAUUCAAAUUUUACGGGAUGAUUAUGGUUUGGAAACAUAUUUGUUAAUACUAAGGUGGUUCAUAAGUUUUCUUCCUUUUCUUUUUUAGGAAAUUUAAACAUGAAUAUAACAACAAAUAGAAAUUGUUUAAUUAAAGAUUACUAUUAUAUUAAAAAUAUAAUUACUAUUCUUUUAAUGUUUGUCCUCAGUUGCUUUCAAGAUUUGUUCAUUUUCGGCUUUUCUUUCCAAAUUUUUUUGAAUAUAACACGUAAGUCAUUGAUUUAAAGUAAUGUGUAUCGAGACCAUAUAAAUAAAUAAAUAGUCCGUUAAGAAAACAUACAAAAGUAAUACUAACAAAAAUUGAAGAAACUUAUGCACCAUUAAACUAAUAGCGUUUUUUAGAAUAAGUGAUACUUUUUGUGCAUUUGAGUUUUCAUAUUUUUGUACUAUUGCUAUUAAUUGUGCCUUUUAAGUGUUCACUGUUAACGAAUUGAGAUUAGUAUUAUGAUAGAAUCCUUUAAAAAAGUUACCACUGUAUAUGAAUAAAACCAUAUUUCAUCCUAUAAACAUUUGUAUGGCAUUCAUUAUAUCAUAUUUGCAAUUAUAUGUAUAUUCGAGUUAUCGCUUUAUAAUAAAUUAUUAAAUCAUAUUUAUGUAAUCUUCACGUGCUAUCAUCUGUUAUCGACCACAUGUCUAUAGUAACUUUUUAAUAAAACGUAUUUUAUAUCAAUUAGAAAAGACUAUGUGUAUACAACUUUUAUAUUGUCUACGUGAAAGUGUCCGAAAUGUAUUACUAGUUUGUAAAUUAAUGAGAUUGUACGAAAUAGUUGUCAAAUAAUGUUCUAUCAGUUCAGUCAUUGCACAAAAUUUAAUAAAUGUAGACAAAUUAGUGCUUGCAAGCAGAAAAGAGAACUUAAUUUUUCCUUUUUCAAUUGUAUAGAAAUAACAUUUAUAUAGAUUGUAUAUGGAUUUUUUAUAUACAAAUGGAAAAAUACGACCAAUUAUUUAUGGAAAUAGGUAAAAUUUUCAUAUAGAUAUACAUUUUGAAUAAUGAAUAACAUUGUUUAUCUGCCAUAUAUUGAAUUAAAUUUAUCAUUUAAACGAUGGAAUAAAAUAUUGCACAGUAAACAAAGAAACUGUUAAU
Messenger RNA from Hylaeus volcanicus, 3550 nucleotides. It is a transcript of the gene Rala, whose product is annotated as ras-related protein Ral-a. The coding region runs from base 151 to 756 and encodes 201 amino acids. The record is from RefSeq and is a predicted model, not a curated record. Lineage: Eukaryota; Metazoa; Arthropoda; Insecta; Hymenoptera; Colletidae. Gene Ontology annotation, cellular component: plasma membrane. Gene Ontology annotation, molecular function: GDP binding; GTP binding; GTPase activity. The transcript has 6 exons. Gene Ontology annotation, biological process: Ras protein signal transduction.